UAUUAAGCAGCAAAAUAAUGUCUGGAUUUUAAAAACCUGCAGUAGUUGGGCAUUUUAAUAUUUAAAUUAAAAAAAACAAGAUUUCUUAAAGCAAUGUAAAAUCUUGAUUGACAAUAAACUAAAAUCCUAGUCUUUCAGUCAGAAGCAUUGUGGUAUUUGGUGAGUAGCAGGAGGAUAUUUCUAAUGUGCUGUGUCACAUAUUUUCGGUGUUUCGGUGUUCUUUCGUAACAUCUUUUUUUCUAUUCAGUAUAUCAUGUUUAGUCGUGUAACAUACCAACAUUAUGUUGUUUUGUUGUUUUCAGCACAUUGCCAGUGUCCGUCAGGCUGGAGGGAGAAUGAGGAUAAAUGUUACUACUUUUCAUCUGACACAAAGUCGUGGAUGGAGGCUAACGCAUUUUGUUUGGCACAGAACAGCAACCUGAUGAGCAUUCAGGACAUUCAUGAGCGGUUGUGGGUGAGAACACAAAUCGGCACAGAAAUCUACUGGAUGGGCCUGAACGACCAGAUCGCAGAAGGAGUCUGGGAGUGGAGUGAUGGAAGUCCUUUCAUAGAAUACUUAUCAUACUGGAUGCAAGGCCAGCCUGAUAACUGGGGCGAUGACCCCGGGGAGGACUGCGCUCAGGUGGUCGGAUCCAGCUUAGGACAGUGGAACGACGAGAACUGCAACGUUAAGAGGAAAUACAUCUGCAAGCACGUCAAUCCCAACCCUGGCCCUCACUGUGACUUAGCCAACGGCUGGAUGACGUAUGGCUCCAACUGCUACAAGCUGUCGGCCGAUAUCAGGAAGAGUUGGUCAGCAGCGAGACAUGACUGUGUGGAGGAGGGGGCAGACCUGGUGUCCAUCACCUCUGCAGCAGAGGAGCAGUUCAUCACAGGGACACUGGAUGGAUCGUGGGUGGACCUCUGGAUCGGGCUUUCCACUCUGAAAUGCAACAAGAUUUCAUGCCAAGUUGAAGCAGGAAACACUCAGUACGCCUGGUCUGAUGCUCAACAACUUGGAUACACAAACUGGGCCGCCGGUGAACCGGCAGGAGACACACAGGCUGGCGCGUGUGCUGCAAUCAUCAAAGAUACAACAGAGGAGUUUGGGAAAUGGAGAUCUCAUGUGUGCAGAUAUGAGCGACCCUACAUGUGUAAACGGCCAAUUAACACCAUCUGCCCUAUUGGCUGGAUGAGCUUCGCUGGCAGUUGUUACUGGAUGGUCAGUAACAUUAAUCUGUUGACCACCUGGCACGAAUCUGUCACCACGUGCGACGGUAUGGGGGCCCACCUGCUGAUUAUAAACAGUGAAGAAGAACAGUUCUUCAUAAAUGGGAAACUUCCAGACUUUCACCAAGUGGAUAUACCUGACAUCUGGAUCGGUUUAUCAGAUAAAGACAAGGACGGGAGUUUUGAUUGGAUAGAUAAAUCCGCGGUUACCUAUUCCAACUAUGGGCCCGGUUGGCCCCAAAACACUGUCGGCUCCUGGGACUGCGGGCAAAUCUUCACAGGAAAUUAUGAGGGCAAAUGGGAAACAACUAACUGCUUCAAGAGCCUGGGUUACAUCUGUGAGAUGACAGGUGGACAGAACCCCAGACCAACUACAACUCCUGAUUCCCACUGUGACGGUGGAUAUUUGUUGUACGGGGACUUCUGCUAUCAGUUUGAGACUGAGGAGGUGAAGAACUGGCACGAUGCCGAGGCUCACUGUGUGGGUGAGCAGGCUCACCUGGCCAGCUUCCACACAGAGGAGGAACUGAGCUUCUUAACGGCUCACAUGCCGGGGGAAGCCUGGGUGGGUUUGAAUGACAUCAAUGUUGAAAACCAGUGGGUUAACAUCGAUGGAACUCCUGCAGACCUUCUCCCAUGGGCUCCCAACCAGCCAGACAACUGGCAGGGCAACGAGGACUGUGCUCACCUCCGAGGGAUGACACACCCGGAACCUGGGAAACUCAAUGAUGAUUUCUGCACGGCCACGAAGGAAUUUAUCUGCAAAAAAGCAAAGGGACAAGGACCUCCACCCCAGCCCCCAACAUCUGGACCAGGAUGGAAUGAGAAAUGUGGCUCUUGGAUGUCGGAUCCUUACAACGACUACUGCUACCUGUUCAACUACCUGUCGAUGAGGACGUGGGCGGAGGCUCGAGCCGACUGUGUGAACCAGGGAGGAGACCUCAUCAGCAUCACCGACCCCUUCGAACAGGCCUUCAUACAAGGUAUCAUCCAGCUGAGUCCCACAGGUAUCUCUCUGUGGAUGGGCGGGCACGACUCCGUCACUGAAGGCGGCUGGGAGUGGACGGAUGGUUCUCCUUUCAGAUAUAUCCGCUGGAAUGCAGGUAACCCAGAUAAUUAUUAUGGUGAAGACUGCCUCUCUAUACUAAUAAACAACGGCUUCUGGAACGACGACAACUGUCAGUACAAAAGAGGAUACAUCUGCAAACGGAGAGGAAACACACCUGAGCCUCCUCCACCUCAUGAUGGUUUUAUGACGGGUCUCGUGUGCCAGGACUCCUCCGCUGUCCUUCACUGUCCAGCUGAAAGUGUGAUUAACAUCCAGUCGGCUUUCUACGGACGAAAGAGUGCUGACAUCUGUCCACACUUUGAUGGAUCAUCAGGAAGCUGCACAGUGGAAGGUGUCCUUCCUUACUAUAGAAAGACCUGUGACAACCAUCCAUUCUGCUUUGCGUACGCCCAUGUGGACCCGGACCCCUGUCCCACUGUGUCCAAAUACCUUGAGAUCGUCUUCAGCUGUGAACAAAAAGUGUGUCUGCAAGGCCUCGGUGUUAAGGACGGGAACAUUACAGACACUCAGCUCUCUGCUUCAUCCUCCAUUGGUGGCUUCACUCCCAGCCAAGCCCGUCUGGAUGGAUCAUCCUGCUGGAUGCCUUCAGGAAGCCCAACUUCUAGCUGGAUCCAAGUAAAUCUGGGCCAGGUCAGAAAAGUGACAGGAAUAGUGAUCCAAGGUUGUCCUCAAAAUGACCACUGGCUCACCAAAUUUAAGGUCCAGCACAGUAUGGAUGGAGCCACCUGGACUGAUUACACUGCUGACGGGCAGUUUUUUCCAGGCGCAACAGACAGAGACAGUCCUGUAACUCAGCUGCUGGGGACACCUGUGUCCACUCAGUACGUCCGCAUCCUCCCACUGGAGUUCAAUGGCCAGCCAGGCCUUCGUUUCGACGUCUUAGGGUGCACACCAGACUAUGCGAUCACAUGCGCCAAUAAGCCGAACUUCAACUUUGCCAACGAUCGAAUGACUGUCCACUGUCCAGCACGCUGUGCCAAUGCUAAUUAUAAUGUAUACGGCUCUACAGUAUAUCGUGGGGACUCAAACAUCUGUGCUGCAGCCAUCCACGCUGGAGUGAUAUUAAACGAGGUCGGAGGAGACUGUACUCUGUUGAAAGCUCCAGGACAGAACUUCUAUGCCGGCUCCACCAGGAACGGUAUCACCUCAAGACAAUAUGAUGGAACCUAUGCUGUGUCUUACACCUUUGCAGAUGGGGAGCUGAGGUGUUCGGGGCCUGACUGGUACGAAUUUGGAGAGUUCUGCUACAAACCUUUUGGAGACAAAAAGACAUGGCACGAUGCCCAGGGUAGUUGUAGGAGGUUGGGCGCUGAACUCGUAUCCAUCCAGUCGAUGACGGAGCAGAGCUGGCUGGAAAGCUAUCUCUACAUGGCCACCAGUGACGUGUGGACAGGUCUGAAUGACCUGGUUGUGCCUGGUAUGUUCACUUGGUCUGAUGAACACAUGGUGACCUUCACUUACUGGGCUCCAGGGGAACCCAACAACCACGACGGGUUCAAUGAAGACUGUGUUGAGAUGUUACACCAGACUGGCCGGUGGAACGAUGUGUCCUGUACAGAACUCAACACCUACACAUGCAAAAUGCGCAAAGCACAUUACCCACUGCCCUCUGUACAACCCACUGUGUACGGAUGUCCUCAGGGCUGGGAUGCGUAUGGCUACUCCUGCUACUGGAUGGAGGAGACCACCAGGAGCUGGUCGGACGCUAAAGCUUUCUGUAAAGACCUGGACGGCUCCUUGCUGCACAUCGGAGACAUUUAUGAGCAGGCACAUUUUACAGUGACUCUGUCAGGAAAGACCGGUAUGUGGUGGAUCGGCCUGCGUGCUCAUGGAGGGGCAAUGGGAGGGGUCGACUACUUCUGGGACAACGGCUUACCUCUCACCUUCACUCAUUGGGACAAGGAUCAGCCAGAUAACGGGGAUGGUACUUGUGUGGCGAUGACAACGGGUCCGAUUGGUGGUUUCUGGGAUGACAAGCCGUGUUUAGAGAAACACGCCUUCAUCUGUGAGAAAGCCAGGCCCGACAUCUCCCCACCCACCAAGGCCCCGACUCCUCCUCCUGCACAGGGCUGUGCUGAGAGCUGGACGGCUCUUCCUCACUUCAGAAACUGUUAUAAGCUCUUCCACAAUGUGGACUGGUCCCUGAAGAAGAGCUGGGGGGCAGCUCACGAGGACUGUGUCGCCAGAGGAGCUAAUCUGGUCAGCAUCCACAAUCAGGAGGAAGAAGAGUUCUUGGCUAUGUACAGCAAAGGCACCAGCAAGUGGAUCGGCCUCAAGCACAACCCCACAGAAGGAGGCUAUUCCUGGAGCGAUGGUACACCACUCUCGCACACCAACUGGGGUCACGGCGAGCCCAACAACCACGAGGGCCGUGAGGAGUGUGUAGAGAUGGUGAGCAGCACCAACGGGACCUUCGCCUGGUGGAACGAUCUUAACUGUGACGCUCACCAGGACUGGAUAUGCAUGAUUAUGAAAGGAAAGAACCCCGUCCUGCCCCCAGUGCCCCCACCUCCAAUCCCAGCUCCUGACUGUGGUUCCAACCCUGGCUGGAGGAAGAACAACAACAUCUGCUACUACUACAACGACACAGACGUUGUGGACUACCACACGGCCAUGAAGCGCUGCUACGCUGAGAAGGCCUCACUCGUCUCCAUCCUCAGCAAAGAUGAACAGGCAUAUGUCAACACCAUGGUGGGGACGGGCAAAGUGGCUGCAGCUUGGAUUGGAAUGAUGAUGUUUGGCAUUGCAAAUGGACAAUACAUAUGGUUGGACUCCUCCCCUGUGACGUACACUCACUGGGGUCCAGGUGAGCCAAACAACGCCAACGGGGAGGAACAAUGUGUUCAGAUGAACAGACAUCAAGGUGGAUGGAACGAUGCCAACUGUGGUCGGGCUGGAGCAGGUUACGUUUGUAAGAAGUACCCAGGAGCUGACCACACCCCUCCUCCACCCACACAGCCCUGGGAGGGCAACUGUCCUGCAGGUUGGAUGCGUUUCAAGGAUAAGUGCUUCAUGUUUAAAGGGAAGGAAAAUGACAUUAAAGCCAACUGGUCUUAUGCUCGGACCUGGUGCAAAGAACAAGGAGGAGAUCUGGCAGUUAUUGAUAGCCAGUACGAGAAUGACUUCGUUGCUAGUUACCUCAGGGACCUGAAACUUCCGACGUGGAUCGGCCUGUCAGAUCUUCUGUCAGAGAAUCAGUAUGCCUGGAGUGACGGGGUCAGCCCUGUGAAGUACACCAACUGGAAUGACAAGGAGCCCAAUAAUGCAGGAGGAGCGGAACACUGUGUGGCGAUGGCGCACAACCACCUGGUGAGCGGCAAGUGGAACGAUGAUGCCUGCCACAAGCAACAUAGCUUCGUCUGCUACAGGAAGAAAUCGAGCAGCAUCGACCCUCCACCCCCGACCCAGAGCCCCUGCCCUCCUGGCUACAUCUCAUGGUACAAUAACUGCUACAAGUUGGUGAAGGAGCCAUUGACCUGGGACGCGGCUCAGACGGCCUGCGAGAAGGAGGAAGGCAACCUGGCCAGCGUAGACAUGAGCUACGACCAGGCCUUCAUCGCUGGAGUGGUGCUGCAGGGCGGAGAGGACGCCUGGAUCGGACUCAGACGGAAGGAUGAUGGCUCCUACAUGUGGACGGAUGGCUGGCCAGUUUUUUUCACUCAGUGGGGUCCCGGAGAGCCCACUAAUACCAAGGACGAGGGCUGCGUGAGCAUGAGGGAUACACGUGGGUUCCACGGGUUCCACGGGACCUGGAACGACACCAAGUGUGAACUUUCUAAACCCUACAUCUGCAAAUACUCCAAAGAGCAACCUCCGCCGACUCCCGCCCCUGGAGAUGGAAAAUGUCUGCCAUUCUUCCAGCCCUUUGGCCACUACUGUUACUUUGUGUACAACGGUCAGAAAGGUUACUCUUGGGCGGACUCCCGACUCAAAUGCCAAAGCUUUAGGGCAGACCUGGUGUCCAUCCACAGCAGAGCGGAGAUAGAGCACAUCAGGAACCACAACUACACCAAAUACCACCACGUCUGGAUCGGCCUCACCAGGGACAGCCACUUUGGCUGGGGCUGGAUAGAUAAGACCCCUCUGGGAUUCCUCAACUGGGCUCCCGGUGAGCCCAAUACAGCUAACUUCGGCGAGGAGAACUGUGUGGAGAUGUACCACGACGGACGCUGGAAUGACAACAACUGCCUGCAGGAGAGAGGCUUUGCAUGCCGCCACCGCCAGUACCAUCACACAGACCCCAGUGGUGCACCCAUUUUCCCCACUGAUGAAGUACCAGGUGACGACAGUGCAGCGGUGAUAGCCGGUGCCAUCAUUGGAGCUGUUGUGGUUUGCACCUUGAUAGCCGGACUGCUGUACUACGUCGUCAGAGUGCGAGGGUAUAAACUGAGCAGCUUGAGCCUGCCAACAAGAAAAAACACUCCUAUUGAUGUGCCUGCUUUCACCAACCCCAACUUCCCAGGAGAAUCAGACACUUAAACCAUCACUCCAGUUUUGUACAGUAAAUUGAGUUUUUCUUAAAACAAAUCAGCAACAAUUUGGUUUUAGGUCUCUAGACUACUAUCAAAUUUAAGUCUAUUGUAUAUACUGUAAUACACUAAUAAAUAUAUGAUGUAUUAAAACGGUUUCCUGUGUUGCACCUAUAUUUUUGAAGUGCAACAGUUUUGUAAUGUUUACAACUGCAUGACCAGAGUAAUUCAGAAAUGUUGUGCAUGUAAUUCACUGUUCAUGUGUUAUUCACUGACCUUUACCAUUAAAUUGUGUUAGUCUUGUUUCCUUUGAAAGAAAUGCAAGUAAACAACAAUAAAUUAAGGACAAUAAAUUGAUUCCCAGUGUUUAUUUAUCUCUGUACACUGCAACACAAAUUCUUUACAUAUUUCACAAAAGGAAAAAAAGCAUCCUUCAAAAAGCUUUCUGAACAUUUUUCUAGUAAAUAAUUAUUUGGACAAGAAGUGUAAACUUGUUGCGGAGUAAUUCAUAAAUGAAGCACAGACAAUCAAGGAUUAUGGAAAUAAAGCCAAAGGUUGAAAAAGACAGGAAAACCAUUGCAUUAUUCAUGAAUGUCAAAUGCCAGAAUGACCUUAUGUGCAGUGUAGAUG
This is a messenger RNA of Centropristis striata (black sea bass), 7377 nucleotides long. RefSeq names its product macrophage mannose receptor 1. Lineage: Eukaryota; Metazoa; Chordata; Actinopteri; Perciformes; Serranidae. The coding region runs from base 254 to 6757 and encodes 2167 amino acids. Gene Ontology annotation, molecular function: carbohydrate binding; signaling receptor activity. The transcript is spliced from 49 exons. The record is from RefSeq and is a predicted model, not a curated record.